Gymnogyps californianus (California condor) is the source of this 880-nucleotide messenger RNA. RefSeq names its product homeobox C8 (gene HOXC8). Gene Ontology annotation, cellular component: nucleus. Gene Ontology annotation, biological process: regulation of transcription by RNA polymerase II. The transcript has 2 exons. Gene Ontology annotation, molecular function: DNA-binding transcription factor activity, RNA polymerase II-specific; RNA polymerase II transcription regulatory region sequence-specific DNA binding. The record is from RefSeq and is a predicted model, not a curated record. NCBI's taxonomy places the organism in Eukaryota, Metazoa, Chordata, Aves, Accipitriformes, Cathartidae. The coding region runs from base 1 to 729 and encodes 242 amino acids.
AUGAGUUCCUACUUUGUAAAUCCUCUCUUUUCCAAGUACAAAGGCGGUGAAUCGCUGGAGCCAACUUACUACGACUGCAGAUUUCCACAAAGUGUUAGCAGGAGCCAUGCUCUCGUGUAUGGUCCGGGCACUACUGCUCCCACCUUCCAGCACCCUUCACACCACGUCCAAGAGUUUUUCCACCACGGAACCUCCAGCAUCUCCAACUCUGGAUACCAGCAAAACCCAUGCGCCUUGGCGUGUCACGGAGACGCUUCUAAAUUCUAUGGAUAUGAAGCUCUACCGAGGCAAUCGCUUUAUGGUGCUCAGCAAGAGACGACUGUUGUACAAUAUCCUGACUGUAAAUCGUCUUCCAACAGUAACUCUAGCGAGGGACAAGGGCAUUUAAAUCAAAAUUCGUCUCCCAGUCUCAUGUUCCCAUGGAUGAGACCUCACGCUCCCGGAAGACGCAGUGGCAGACAAACUUACAGCCGGUACCAGACCCUGGAGUUAGAAAAGGAGUUCCUCUUCAACCCGUAUUUGACACGGAAGCGGCGGAUUGAGGUCUCUCACGCCCUGGGACUGACCGAGAGACAAGUGAAGAUCUGGUUCCAGAACAGGAGGAUGAAGUGGAAAAAAGAAAACAAUAAAGAUAAGCUGCCGGGGGCCAGGGACGAGGAGAAAACGGAAGAAGAAGGGAAUGAAGAAGAGGAAAAAGAAGAGGAGGAAAAAGAAGAAAGCAAGGACUGAGUUCUCAGCCCCUUGAAGUCUCGUUUUAUGGCAGAUGAUAAAUCGAGAUGUUUACGACGGUCAUUUGCUUUUAUAGAGUAUAGAAUGGAGAGGCUCACACAGCAGUAACUACCUGUCAAACAGUUGUAGCCUUUUUUAUUGUCAUAGAAAC